CUCCUGGCCGAGACGGCCGACGACUCACAAUAAUCUCUGAUUUUGGCUGCUACUAGCCUCGACCUUCGACGCAUCAACUUUAAUUUUUUUUUAAGAAGUACACACAGUUGUUAACGUUAAACCUACGAGAUUUCUCGACAGCAAUCGGCAGACGUGCUCGGCAAGAGCAUGGACAAGGAGGCUGAGGCGAGUGCCGCUAAGGUCGAAGAACAAAAUGUGCUGAUGGAAACGGAGGCGAGCAUUCCGGCAGGUUUGGUCGCCUCACCGCAAAGUCCGCAAACUGUCCGGCCGCCGCCGACCAAAGCCAGAACGCCAGCAGCAGUCACGCCUUUAGCCGCCAAAAGUGCGGAUUCCAAUCAAAGAAGGAGCUCACGCUCGAUACGAAGAAGACGCUUUGACGACGAAAUAGUCGAGUCAAGUUUGGGCCGCAGCUCCUUUACGACCCCCCUGGCGGCCAAAGCAGGGUCCAAGACGCCCUUCAGCAGUCCCCACUCGACGACGCCCGCGAAUGUCUCCUCCAGUUCUCCGACAGCAACGCAGGUGCCCGCGAGUGCUCUCGGCAGCUCUGUCAGCUCACCGGUGACGCCGAUUUUACCGCAUACGCCGGCCCUUGUUGGAGGGUCCGAACGGAAGAGGCCUUCCAAGGGCGGCAGCCACAAGAAGCGGGCCAAAUUAAAACAGUCGGCUAACAAGGACCUUGGCCGCUGGAAGCCAUCAGACGACUUGGCCCUCAUCAUUGGAGUCAUGCAGACAAGUGACUUGAAGGUGGUGCACACUGGUGUCAAGUUCAGCUGUCGCUUCACCUUCGCCGAAGUGCAGGGCCGCUUCUGGGCCCUGAUGUACGACCCAGCGGUCAACAGGGUGGCAAUGGCGGCCAUGAGGAAUUUGCACCCAGAGAUGAUUGCUGCUGUCAAAUACAAGGCUCUUUUCAGCUCGGCGGAAGAGAUCCUGCUCGCACGCAUUCCCGCGCAGAAUUCUCAGCCAACCCAGGAGGUGUUCCAGAAGCUGCUGGAUGAGAACGCGAGCGUCUUUUACGAGAGUCGCACCGCCAAGAAGCUAUACAACCAUUGGCUGCUGAUGCGCCAGUACCACCUUCUACCUGAUCAAACAAACCAAGGUUCGCAGCGGCCAGACCAAACUUACAGUCUCUCUGAGACAGAAGAGCUAAUGCGUGACAACGACCUCACUGACCCCAAAGAUGAGGCGCUCUGCCACGAAAUGAGCCUAGCAGACAGGGCGCUGCAGCGGCAGGUGAACCGGCUGGAGGCAGAAACGAAGCAGUGGUCAGUGGCUGUGGAGCACGUGACGGGCAUCGGCCCGGUCGAGUUCGACAACCAGACGCUAGCAGUGCUGCGCGGCCGCUUUGUGCGCUACCUUAUGCGCAGCCGCGAGAUCACACUGGGCCGCAUGUCCAAGGACCUGAGCGUUGACGUCGACCUGGCCCUUGAGGGCCCCGCCUACAAGGUUUCGCGCCGUCAGGGCACCAUCAGGCUCAGGAACAAUGGUGACUUCUUCCUUGUGUGCGAGGGAAAACGCGCCAUCAUGGUCGACGGCAAGCCGCUGCUCACCGCCAAAAAGACGCGCCUCAACAACAACUCAGUUAUUGAGAUUUCUACCCUGAGGUUCACGUUUCUGGUGAACCAGGAACUGAUCGCCGUGAUUAGGCAAGAGGCGGCGAAAAUGAAUCUGCAGCCCAUGGCCAGCACUCCGCAGCGAGUCUAAAUAUUUGUAAUUAAAACUAUUAAAGUAAGCAUUUUUCUAACUGA
Molecule: messenger RNA, 1766 nt
Organism: Cloeon dipterum
Lineage: Eukaryota; Metazoa; Arthropoda; Insecta; Ephemeroptera; Baetidae
Gene: Rcd5
Product: microspherule protein Rcd5
Exons: 9
Coding region: 169-1722 (517 amino acids)
Biological process (GO): positive regulation of transcription by RNA polymerase II
Cellular component (GO): Ino80 complex; MLL1 complex; NSL complex
Molecular function (GO): G-quadruplex RNA binding; protein binding
Source: RefSeq, a predicted model, not a curated record